Messenger RNA from Heterotrigona itama, 291 nucleotides. The record is from the annotation of a GenBank genome assembly. NCBI's taxonomy places the organism in Eukaryota, Metazoa, Arthropoda, Insecta, Hymenoptera, Apidae.
AUGUACAAUUGCAAAUUUGGAGUACCUGUUCUUGUUAGCAAUAUAUUGUAUAAUGGAUUAAAACAGAAGUCUAUUUAUAAAGCAAUUCGAUAUCUCGUAGAAAAUUUCAAUACCUGUCAAUUACAUAAAUUUGAAUUUCGUUUGUAUUGUGCACAAUGUACACAUAUUAUGUUGACGUACAAGUUAAUUUGCUUUAUCCGACAAUCCAUUGUGUUUUCGUACUCGAUUACUGAGAUUAUGCGAGUUGCAAAAAAAAAUCAUGCACAUUCAAGCAAGCAUUCAAUUGAAUAA